This is a messenger RNA of Parascedosporium putredinis, 1779 nucleotides long. Lineage: Eukaryota; Fungi; Ascomycota; Sordariomycetes; Microascales; Microascaceae. The record is from the annotation of a GenBank genome assembly.
AUGCGGAAUCUCGCUGGCUCCACGAGUCCCAACGGUCGCAGCUUCGGCGCGCCCUUCGUUGCUUCUCCCGCCGAACCCCUUCAAACGUCAUACUGCCUCGUCAACGAGGACGACCUGAACGCUUCUGUCGAGAGGCCGCCGCGAACGUCCCAGAUGUACCCCAUUCCCUCCUGCCGGAAGCCGUCCCCAGCGAGAUGUCCCGAAACCCGUUCUCGAGGGCGCUCUACUACCGAAGAUGCCGCCCACUCGGGCGAACCUCGAUCCCCGACCCGGAUGGAAGGCGGCAUCUUCCGGCGUGAAUCAACCCAGACCGUCAAGCCUACCGACUCCGGCCUGACUACGCAAACGAGCUCCUUGGUUCCUCAAGAUCGAUCCACCGAGCACUCGGAGCAACAACUCAUCAUGCCCCUUAUCACGCUUCCCGACCGUAGGCCGUUUACAGAAAUCGGCAAGGCAUUAGGCGGGCUCAAGAUUCUGGUGGCCGGCGCGCAAGGCACCGGGAAGACGGCCCUUAUCAGGGCGAUACUGCAGUGCUGCGAGCACAUCGUGCAGCGAUUCGAAGCUCACCGAAGUAUUCGCGAGCACGAUGCCCCGCCCACCAUGGUGGACGCCGUGCGAGACGACGCCUCCGAGCUUUGCCAAGACUACGAACUAGACACUCAGUAUGACAAGAAUAUUUGUUUCGUGGAUACCCCUGGGCACGGCCCAGAUUUGAAUCCUCCCGAUUGCAUAUCGCUUGUCCGAGGCUACAUCGAGUCCCACCUUACGCCCCAUUUGUCGAGUGCGGCCGCGGAUGCGGAUAUGCUUAAGCUCCUGAGCGCUAGCGGUGGCUCCAUUGUCAGCACCGUCCUAUACCUUAUUUCACCUACGGGUAAGUUCAACCUAUGGGGCCCACCUUUUGACCUUUUAACCCAAAGACUGACGGGCAACACUGUAGGCCUCACUAGAGAAGACAUGCAGGUCCUUUUGGCACUCCAGCAAGUUACCAAUAUCAUUCCCGUAAUAUCCCACGCGGACACCUUAUCCGUUGAGGAAGUGGCCUCUGUAAAAGAAGCCGUCGCUCAGCAGCUGGCCGAAAACUAUGUCCGGCCGUUUACGUUUAGCAACUCCGGCGUCCCCGAGGGCACCGUAGCUGUCUACGCUAUUUCGUCUUCUCCCGGCUCCGAGUUUGAUCUGACGGACGCGAGCCUGCUCGUCAACUCGGAAUACAUUCAACCCCUCGUCACGACGGAUCUCGCCCGCCUCGUCGACGACAUUUUCUGCCCCAACGGCGCAUCCUGGCUCCGACAUUCGGCGGCAAAGGCCUAUCUAGAGUGGAGGAAACGCCACACCCAGUACGGUUACGGCAUGGACCUUUGCCUUGCGCCAAGGCUGUCGAUUCACGACCUAGCCCCGGCGGGAGGCAUCCUCCGGUGGCGUCGCGACAUUGGUUCCAGUCGUACAGAAGACGAGCUCCUCGACGACUGGGCGGCUGCCCUGCGGAGGAGCCUCAGCAACAACGUGAUUCGAAAUGCCAACCUCCUCCAGCUCACCCACCCCGCUGACAUGACGGUGGCGAGAAGGCGGGAGGGCAAGGCCGCACGGCGUGCGAGGAUGGCACAGCCAAAGACCCACCAAGACCCUUUGGGACUACUCCAGAUACUCGGAAGCAUCAAGCACCGCGGACAAACUAUUGUCGAGGUCGUAGGAACUGUGGGCGUGCUGGGGACUUUUGGGGUAUGGAUGUGGUAUGCGGGGGCCUGGAGCCUAGAAGAGAGAAACGUGGAGGAAGGGCAAUGA